CCGUUUCUCCCAGCUCGUCUCAUCGAGGAGCUCAGUAGCUCACCGAGGCCGACGACCAGCCCAGUCCCUACAUCUUCCUCCCCCACCUCCUCUCUCACCACACCAUGAAGAUCCUCCUCAAACCGAACCCCAACCCUAACCCUAACUUCCCCUCCUUCUCCCUCCCCACGAAGCGCGCGAGCCUCUCCCUCUCCAAGAACCCCAGCUCCCUUCGCUUCUUGACCCGUACGAGGGCCGGAUCGUCUGCGGCGGCGGCGAUCGACGAGGCGGGGCUCCUCGAGAUGGACCUCCGGAACCCGGCGCUCUCGACCUCGUACCGGCCGCCGGAGAUCCCGCAGCCGAAUCGGACGGUGCUGGAGGCGCAGGCGAAGGUGUGCACGGGCCCGGAGCAAACGAAGCCGCUCGGAGAGGAGCAGGCGAUUAGGGUUCUUGAUACCAUCCUCACAUCAGCUAGGGGAGAACUCAAAGACGGAGUAGUCUCCGAAGCGCAACUUGGGGCGUUCUUUGCUGCUAUGACAAUACGAGCAAAUGCUUUUCCUGAAGAAACACAGUGGAGUAAGGGUGAAAGACAUGCCAUGAGUAUAUUCUGGCCACGCCUUGCACAGGUUCUUCCACCGGAAGUUCUCUUUAUAGCAGAUCCAGAGGGCACAAUAAUGGGAACAACUAGCUCAAUAGGGCCUCAUUAUGUUGGUCAAGGAACUGCUGAAAUGAGGCUAGUAGGUGCUCUGAGAGAAGUUUUGGCUGGUGGCCAUUUAGGUUAUGAAGAAGUUCAGGGCAUUCUAAGAGAUGUACUUCCAAUUAGCAUUGAGAAAGAUAAGCCAGCAAAGGUGAGUGAGGCAUUGCUUGCAGCAUUUUUAAUUGGACAGCGGAUGAAUAGAGAAACUGAUCGCGAACUUAAAGCAUAUUGUCUUGCAUUUGAUGAUGAGCUAGGCCCUUCUCCAAUUGCUGAUGUUAACUCCUUGACUCACUAUGGUGAACCUUAUGAUGGAAAUACGCGCUUUUUUAGGAGCACGUUAUUUGUUGCUGCUGUGAGAGCCUGUUAUGGUGAAUCUUGCCUGCUCCAUGGUGUUGAAUGGAUGCCACCUAAGGGGGGGGUAACAGAAGGACAGCUGCUUAAGUUCAUGGGUGCAAACACUCACAUGUCCCCAGAACAAGCAAAAAAACUAUUGGAGGAUGAAAAUGUUGGCUUUUCUUAUGUGAGUUUGCAAGAAGCUCGCCCAUCCUUAUAUUCACUUAUUGGGCUUAGGGAGCACAUAAAGAAACGUCCACCCUUGGCAACCUCUGAGAAAGUUCAACAGUUUGUUAGAGCGCGUGGGAGAGAAGCCAUUGUUGCUGGAUUCUAUCACGGCGGUUAUGAAGAUUCAUUGCUAAUGCUUAUGAAAAGAAGAAGUGUUCAUUCUGGUUUGGUUGUAAAGGGUGAGGAAGGUGCACUUUCUAUGACCACAAAGGCGAGAUCAGCUAAUGCAUCAAAGGGCCUUCCGGUGAAUCACUGUUCAGGUUUCCGCUCCCCAAGCUCUGCAAUUUUGUCUGAUAUUGAUGGAAUCUCACGUGAAACCUUUAGUAUCGUGGUGAAUGCCGAGGAUUACGGGUUUAAACCCACAGAUACUCCACGAACUGAUAGAUCAGUUUUGAGAAAUAUAGAGCUGGGUUUAGCAGCUCUCCGCGGUGAGAAAGGGCCAGCAUAUGACCGGAUCGUUCUCAAUGCAGGGAUGGUCGACCACUUGUUGGGUUGUGCUGGGGCCGAGGAUAUUUCAUCGGCCCUAGACCGUGCACGGGAAGUGAUUGAUAGUGGUAAUGCUCUAAAGAGGCUCAUGAAUUACAUAAAACUCUCCCACAAAGUGCUGUAGUUCAGUUUAAGUAUCUGUUGUAGAUGAAAUUGGUGAUGAAGAGAAAAUUACAAUGGAUCUUUUAGGAAGUAACUGAUACCUUCAUACUCAGAAGAAGAUAUGAAAAGUUUGAAGAGGGAGAAGGGAAGCUGUUGUUAAAAAAAACCAUGUUGUCUACAAAUAUUUGUUCGUUUCUUUUUGUAAUUUAACCUUUUCUUUUUGUGUAAGAUAUUAAACAUGAAAUAUGCUUGUCUUGCGGUUCUAUCAAAUUGCUUCUAGGCCCUGCUAAAAAUAUUUGUGGUUUAAGAAGUUAUUUU
Molecule: messenger RNA, 2143 nt
Organism: Ananas comosus (pineapple)
Lineage: Eukaryota; Viridiplantae; Streptophyta; Magnoliopsida; Poales; Bromeliaceae
Product: anthranilate phosphoribosyltransferase
Exons: 10
Coding region: 105-1847 (580 amino acids)
Biological process (GO): GMP biosynthetic process
Cellular component (GO): cytosol
Molecular function (GO): GMP synthase activity
Source: RefSeq, a predicted model, not a curated record